Molecule: messenger RNA, 3202 nt
Organism: Schistosoma haematobium
Lineage: Eukaryota; Metazoa; Platyhelminthes; Trematoda; Strigeidida; Schistosomatidae
Exons: 1
Coding region: 497-1495 (332 amino acids)
Biological process (GO): carboxylic acid metabolic process
Cellular component (GO): cytoplasm
Molecular function (GO): L-lactate dehydrogenase (NAD+) activity
Source: RefSeq, a predicted model, not a curated record
GCUGUAACAUGCAAGUGAACUAGAGGAUUCAAGAUCGACCUAAACAACAAUUUAUGAGCAAUGCCAACCAUUGAACAAGGUAAGUAUACCUAUGGAGAAUGCGACUAACGACAAUAUAAUUUGCAAACAAAGUCUGGUGUAAACAACAAUAAAGAACGAAAUAUUAAAUAGGACAAUCGGUGACUUCUUUUCGCAGUAACAGUUCAAGCGGGAACCGGUGAUGCCGAAAUUGUUUAACUCCAUCACUUCAGUACAACUUUCUAGGUAAGGUUUUGAUACGUGUAUUACGUUUUCGCUUUACGGUGACUUGUGUAUAAAUGAGCCUAGAUGAAGCCCCUAAACCCCAUCUCGUGCUCCAUAACUCCUGUUUUCUACAUUUCAGAUUUCCAAACAUAAGAUUACUAGCUUCAUUCUUCUGCAAACUACUUAUCAAUAACAACAGCCUUAACCGUACACAAAGUCAUAUUGUCUAUCCUAUUACAUUGUUUUUAUAAGGAUGUCUUCAUCUACCAACUCUUUGAUGAAACCGCUGUCUCCAAGGAAUAUCGAGCCUCGUUCUCGUAGUAAAGUGACUGUUAUAGGUGUUGGAAUGGUCGGAAUGGCUGCAGCAUUCUCUACCAUGCAAGUGGCAGGAGAACUCGCACUUAUUGAUGUCGUAGCAGAUAAGGUUAAAGGAGAAGUUCUUGAUCUACAGCAUGGUCAACAGUUUAUUGGCAGGUGCAAAAUUGAUGGGGGAACCGACUACAAAUACUCUGCAAAUUCAGAUAUUGUCGUCAUCACUGCUGGUGCCAGACAAAACGAAGGAGAAUCACGACUGAACCUUGUUCAGCGUAAUGUUGAUAUAUUCAAGAAAAUAAUACCGAACAUUGUGAAAUACAGUCCAAACUGCAUCAUAGUCGUCGUAUCGAACCCUGUCGAUAUUUUGACAUAUGUUGCUCGAAGAUUGAGUGGAUUUGAAGCUCAUAGAGUAAUUGGGACCGGAACCAUGCUUGACUCGGCGAGGUUUCGUUUUCUGUUAGGUGAGAAAUUGGGAGUAUCUGCCAAUUCUGUCCAUGGGUAUGUAAUUGGUGAACAUGGUGACUCGAGUGUUGCUGUUUGGAGUAAUGUGAAUGUUGCUGGAGUUCGGCUGUCUUCUCUAAAUCCAAAGAUAGGAUGCAAAGAUGAUCCUGAAAAUUUCGAGGAAAUACACAAGCAAGUUGUCCAGAGUGCCUAUGACAUCAUUCGCUUGAAAGGUUACACCUCAUGGGCGAUCGGGUUGGCAUGUGGAUCACUUUGUAACGCACUACUAAAUAACCUUCAUACAGUUUAUCCACUCUCUGUUCCUGUCAAAGGAAUUCACGGAAUCGAAGAGGAUGUUUAUUUGAGUUUACCAUGUCUUGUUACUUCAGCUGGAAUCAGUCAUUUGAUUCCACCUGAACUUAGUGCGGAUGAAUUGUGUAAAUUGAGAAAAAGUGCUGCCACUUUGAAUGAAGUGAUACAAAGAAUUAUUUGGUAAAAUUGAAUACAAUUAAAAUAACAGUCUGGUAGCGCAUCAACAUUGCAGUAAUUUCUGUACGUCACUGAUUAUUAUUUUCAUGUUUUACGUUAAGAAAUUUGUUUUCGAAUUACUUAAACAAAACUCUAUGAUGCUUGUUUUAUAACACAUAGCUGAGUGCUUACGUUGACAAUUAAAUAUAAAUUUGCGGUCCACUAAAUACAGUACUAAUUGUGUUUAAAUUCUUUUCAUUGCAUCAGGGCGGUUACAAACAAGUUUUCUAUAUCAAUAGAUGAACGCUGCUAGCACCUGUCUAUGUUUAGUAAAUCAUACCAAGCAGAAAUCUGUGUAGCGUAAUCAACAUCCUAACCAAUCAAUUUCUCUUUUCAAUUAUCAGGACGCUUUCAUUUCAUGCUAAUUUACGUGCUUACUGUCAUGGAUUCGAUUAGUUGUUAAACGCAAGUGCAUUUUACGAACUUACGAAUUUGUCGUCUCAUUUUUGUUUUGUUCUUUAAUAUUUAUAAUUCUCAAACAUGUAUUACUUUACAUACUCCUCCUUCUUUAGCGCACAACGUACCUUCGCAAUAGACGAAAGCCUAUCAAAGUCUAAACGCUACAUCGAUCAUAGCAUCAUCGUUCUUUUAAUGACAAACAAAAGUAGUGUAUCACAGUAAUAACUGAUCAGGUCAGGGUACCGUGAAUGGUUACUGAACAUUUCAAGUGCUUUCAGGUUUAAAUAAGUCAGUAAUGAGACCUUUGAGGGACUGUAAAAUCAUAUAUCUCGUUAGAACUGAACUGCAUAUCACUGGAUUGGUACGUUCUUAGAACAUAUAAUAAUCAGAAACAAACAAUAACGGUUCAUCAAAGCAUGUGAUGACUCAAAUAUUAAUGCACCAAAUAUUCUCCAUGUUAAAUGUAAUUCGACAUGGAUGUCACGUACCCUUGACUUGUUCUCAAGUCUAUGGAGUCUACGCAGAUUUUACUGAUUCUAGUGAUUUCUCAGUCUUCAGAUAAGAUUUAGAAUGCGGCAGUUUCACUUUCGAUUAACAGUUACGAAUGUUACAACUAAGUUCUCGUAUCAAGAAUAUCCGAGGACCGACUGGUCAUUUCUUGAAGCGUAUUUCUUGUAUGUAGUCAGUUAUGGCUUACGCAGUAAUACUUCACUUUUAUGAAGUUAUACUCACUUACUUGGUUCAGAUCAUCUAAGAUUUGGGAAUUGUGUUUGAACCUUCAUCAAUUGGUAAAUCUUGUUAUUCCCCGUGUCCCGUCAAAUACUACGUGACAAAAUCACCAAUGAGAAUACCGACAUCCAUGACGUUGUCUCUGUGCUAAACUAGUGAUGCGUUGACCAGCACUAGCAAUGUUAAGUCAACUCUGAGCCUAAUCGGUCCUCUGUAUAGUAGCUUCUCGCCCAACUCAGUCCGUCCAGUCCAGAACACAAAUAUCGGUCUCCGAUAUGUGAAUCGUAUAUUUCAGAUAUACGUGGUUUUUAUACAGGCAAACUAGACCGUAUCACACCAUAGAAUGAGAAGUAAUAAUUAUACAAGACCGAUCCAAAAUUGGGUAUGUGUGUGGUAUACUAAGACGAAUAAACUGUGAAUACGUUAACAGUAGCCAAUAGGUCAAAUGGACGAUUUUGAUAAAAGGGAAUAUGUAUAUAUACAUAAUCUAGUUACUUAAUUAUUACCCAAUAGGAAUAUAUUUAAUGACAGUCCGUGGACAAUUCAG